Setaria italica (foxtail millet) is the source of this 1846-nucleotide messenger RNA. Its product is annotated as transcription factor MYB16. NCBI's taxonomy places the organism in Eukaryota, Viridiplantae, Streptophyta, Magnoliopsida, Poales, Poaceae. The transcript has 3 exons. The record is from RefSeq and is a predicted model, not a curated record. The coding region runs from base 351 to 1490 and encodes 379 amino acids.
UAUUUAUGCCGCACACCGACCUCGACGCGCCCAAGCCAAGCCAAGCCAAGCUACGCAACGCAACACGCCCCAGUGAUCAGUGCGUCGCUUUCUCCCUUUGGCACCCUGCGCUCGUUCGUGCUGCUGCUGAGCUCGUAGUCAGUAGUCACUCACAGUACCCCCCGGCCUGCUGCUAAAAGGGGAGGAGGAUCCCUGGCAGUCAAUUGCCCUGAUCCGGGGGGUUAUUAAGGGGAAGGAGUGAGGAGAGAGGUUGGAGUCGUUUGAAGUGCGGUGGUGGGAGUGGGAGAGCAAGCAAGAAGAUCAUCAACCGAGAGCGAGGAGUGGUCGGUGCUCGGGGCCUGGGCCGGGCGAUGGGGCGAUCGCCGUGCUGCGACAAGGAGGGGCUGAAGAAGGGGCCGUGGACGCCGGAGGAGGACCAGAAGCUGCUCGCCUACAUUGAGCAGCACGGCCACGGCUGCUGGCGCUCGCUGCCCGCCAAAGCCGGGCUGCAGCGGUGCGGCAAGAGCUGCCGGCUCCGGUGGACCAACUACCUCCGGCCGGACAUCAAGCGGGGCAAGUUCAGCCUGCAGGAGGAGCAGACCAUCAUCCAGCUCCACGCGCUGCUCGGCAACAGGUGGUCGGCGAUCGCGACGCACCUGCCAAAGCGCACGGACAACGAGAUCAAGAACUACUGGAACACGCACCUCAAGAAGCGGCUGGCCAAGAUGGGCAUCGACCCGGUCACGCACAAGCCGCGGUCUGACGCGCUCGGCGCCGGCGGCGCGGGCGGUGCCGCUGCGGGCGCGCAGCACGCCAAGGCCGCGGCGCACCUCAGCCACACAGCGCAGUGGGAGAGCGCGCGGCUAGAGGCCGAGGCGCGCCUCGCGCGCGAGGCCAGGCUGCGCGCGCUCGCUGCCUCCGCGUCCGUCUCGGCGCCGGCCCCCUCCUCCGCGGCGCACGGGCUUGAGUCGCCCACGUCCACGCUGAGCUUCUCCGAGAGCGCGGCGCUCGCCUCGGUGCUGGAAGCGCACGGUGCGGCGGCGGCGGCGGCGGCAGCUCGCGCCGCCAUGCAGCCCAUGCAGGCGUACGAGGAGGCGUGCAAGGAGCAUGAGCAGCAGCAGCAGCAGCUGUGGGGUGAUCACGUGGUCCAUGCAGCCGACGCGGCCUUCUCCGGGGCGGGGUUCACGGGCCUCCUUCUCGAAGGCGCCUUGAACCAGCUCCAGCAGGACCUGAGGCCGGCGGCCAGGCACGGCGCGGGCGACGACGCCGGGCUGCAAGAGACGGAGGAGGAGAAGAACUAUUGGGACAGCAUACUGAACCUGGUAAACUCGUCGUCGGUGUCGCAGCCGACGUCCGUCGCGGCGCCCACGCCCGAGGCGUACUCGUCGUCGGCGUCGUUGACGACGUCAGUAGUGGUGCCCACGCCCGAGGCGUACUCGUCGUCGACGUCGUUGACGACCUCAAUCGCGGUGCCCCCGCCCGAGGCGUACUCGCCGGCGCCGGAGUUCUGACUUGUGGGCCCUGCACAUGCUCGCCUGCAUGCAGCCGGGCGAAUGACACAGUAAAUAGCUAGUGGGGGAUUUCGAAGUAAUAAGACUAAUGUUGAUUGUUAAAUCGCGUUGUUGGGUUAAUCUGACAGUACCCGGAUCAAACCUGUGAGAAAGAUGGUUUUGAACCGAAUUUAGAGUCUGUCAUUACUCGUUCAGUUGGUCAAGUUUCUUGUAGACUGUAGAACAGUGACAAGAGGUGUAGAACGUCUCAUCUUUGCUCUGUAAUUCGACAACCAUCUUCAUCAGCAAUAUAGUAGAGAUAUCGAAAUGGGAAGAACUCUUUUUAUUUUGUUGGAAUUCAUUUGUAUUUGAGGAUC